GUUUUCCGCAAACAAUUGACUUCUCAUUUCGACUUUCUUUUUAAUUUCUUAAACGUUCUUAAAUCCGAGUCUGUUAUUAUUUAUUAUUUCUAAUAAUAUUUCUUUCUUUCUGGAUUCGAGAGGCAGAAACCUGGAGAGCUGACGUCACUUUGAUUCCUUGAAGUGAAGCGGAAUAAAACCUUUGAGAGGAGAGUCUCCUUCAAUCUGCCGUCCGUAACUAACACACACACACACACAGACACACCGAGUCACACACUCUCUCUCCCUCUCUCUCUCUCUCUCACACACACACACAGACUCAAUUACUGCCCAAUUCCCCCUUCUUCUUCAUCAUCUCGUGCUACGCCGGCCUCGCGUAACAACAACAACAAGCAAAAGAAAAGGCACCCCAGACCCCCCGGUGAUCUAAUAAUUGAAAAAAAGUGUUCGCUCGGAGGACGAGGUGGAUUUUUUGUUGAGAAACGCGGCGAUACGAGGCGAAGUGUCCGAAAAACUGACGGUGGAAGAGCAGUGAUGUUACAGAGCUGAGGACACUCCCACACAAUAUGGAGUCUGGAGAGCGACUGGCUUCGCCUUCCUCCACCCCGGUCUCCGUACACACCAGCUCAUCUUCAUCCUCAUCCUCAGUGUCUCCCGCGGCCAACGCCAAGAGCAGCCUGAACCACGGAGCCGCGGCCUCGCUCGCCGCCUGCGGUCCUCUGUUUGGGGUGACGGGAAGCGAGCAGCCAUUCAGCAUAACCUCCGUGACCUCAUUGCCCAGUGCCUUCCCCGUGAUGGCACACCCCGCUUUCGGCCUGCUCUCCCCGGGCACGGCUCGGCCCGAGUUCGGCGGUCUCGGGGCUUUGGGAGUAACCGCGGCCCUGGCAGCGCACCCGCAGCUAGGGGCUUUCACAGAGUGGUGGAGAGCAGCCGAAGCUCACGGGCGGAGUCCAGCGGCCUUCUUCCCUCCGUUCCUAGGCCUGCCCCCGCUGUUCGCCCCUCCCCUACAGAACCACGAGGCCACGCCCUAUACGUCUAAAACCCUGAGCAAAAGCAGCCAGGGUCCUAAAGGUGUUAACGGAGCUCUGAACGGCAGCAUGGUCUCUCCGUCCACGACAAAAGGCAGCGCGUCAGCGUCGUCCUCGCCCGCUCUCAACACCUCCAGCGGCAAGCCCCGCGCCCGCAAGGCCUCUCAUCACGGCAACAGCACAGGAGAGCUCCAAGAGAAACCCUCGCAGAAACCGAAAGAAAAGAAACCGCGUAAGAAGCAGACAGAUGGAUCUGGCGCGAGCGACAGCGAGUCAGGAUCAUCUUUGGACAGCGACAUCGAAGGAGUCAGCAGCAGUGACCUGGACGACCUCGGCGAGGAGGACGACGAUGACGACGACCAGAGUAAAGACAGCGAAGAGUCCGACUCUGAAAAAGAACCACAGAAGAAAAAGAAAUUGAAGGUCGUGUCCACAAACCUGCGGCCGAGUAAAAAGGAACAAUCCAGACCGGCGGAAUCUUGGGACCUCCGGGAGGGCAGCGCCACCCCGGAGGCCCGCUCUCAGUCCUCACCGCUCGUCGUUUCCAAAUCCAGAGACAGACUCGCACAGCCCACCAGCGUCAUCCAGUCCACCGGCCUCGCCAUUAACGCCAAAACGCUGGCUCUGAUCGGCGAACCGCUGCAUGACUCCUCCCCUCCGCGCCUCAGCUCCUCCCCUUCCCGACCUCUGACCGUCACCGCUCAUCAACCGAUCCCACUUUCUCUUUGCUCCUCCCCUAAACCGCUCUCGGUCCCUUCCCCUCCCAAACCCCUCCCUCUGUCGUCCUCUCCCAAACCACCAGCUUUGAGCCCCUCCCCUAGGGCACGGGGCUCCGCCCACAAGUCUCAGGCCCCGCCUCUGGACUCGCUGAGCAGCAGGAAGCUUCUGGAAGGCUCACUGUCCCACAUCGCCGACUUCAGACUGAAACAGUCUUUACUUGCGCAAGACCAGGAGUUUCCGCUCCAGCUCAAGAAGCAGCAAGGCCUUUACAAGACCUCGAAGGGUUCCACGGGGAUAUCCUCCUCUUCCUCAUCCUCUUCUUCCUCCAUUCUGCCUCCCAAAUCCUCAUCAGGUCGCACCAAGCCUCCUGCCGCUCAGGUCGUGGCCGCGUCGCCAGGCCUUCUGCUCCCUCAGACAAUCCUGGGCCUGGGCCACAUCAACGGCAUUAUCCAGAGCUCGGCUCAGGACACCCCGCUAGCCCUGACCACCAAACCUCGCUCCGACCUGCCCGUCAACCUCAGCAUCGGCGGCAGGAAGGACAUGUCCGUGCCCACCCCACUGCCUGCUCUAGUACCCGCGUCCGCCCUCCCGGCGCGGCCUCGCGCCUCGCGCAAAAACAAGACGCCCAGAGCCCUGGAGGCCUGGAAGGACGUUUCCCAGAAGCACUUGGUGAAGUCGCUUGUGGACAUGUUCCAUCAGGGAGCGGGAGAGCAGGAGACUCCGAGCAAGAAGGACUCAGACGAGUCGGCCGAGGACGACGACGACGAUGAGGACGACGACGACGACGUGGAUGACGAGGAGGAGGACGAGGACGAGGAGGAUGACAGUCUGUCAGAGUCAGACAGUAACUCGGACAGCGAGCUGAACGGCUCAGCGAGGAAGAACAGGGACACGACGGAGACGGAGACCGACUGCGAGAGGACGCCUUUGAAGCUCGGCAAGAACCUACCCCUGCUCACCUCCGCCAAUUACAGCCUGCCUGACUGCUCGCCGCUCAACCUCCAAGUCAUUAAGCCCUCCGGUGUGGCCACGCCCACCAUCCUGGGCAGCUCCGGUGCCUUGACCUAUCACAGCUCGCCUUCCUCGUCAUAUUCCGUCGGCACCUCUCCAGGAUCCGGGAAAAGGAAGCGCGUUAUGAACGAAGAUGAUCUAAAGACUCCUUUAGAAAUGGGCUGGCGGCGAGAGACCAGGAUCAAAUCCACCGGAGGUCGUCUCCAAGGAGACGUGGCCUACUACGCGCCCUGCGGCAAACGGCUGCGGCAGUACCCCGAUGUCGUGAAGUAUCUAUCCAGAUACGGAAUAACUGACAUCACACGCGAUAAUUUUAGCUUCAGUGCAAAAGUAAGGGUUGGUGACUUCUAUGAAGCCAGAGAAGGACCCCAGGGUCUGCAGUGGUGCCCGCUGAGCGAGGACGAGAUCAUACCACGCAUCAGAGGCAUGGAGGGCCGCAGGGGUCGGCCUCCCAACACCGAGCGGCAGCACGCGUCCACGGACGGCGAGGGCUCCGGCUCGCGCCGCAGGAAGGGUCGCCCGCCCAACGUGGGCCACACGGAGUUCCCCAGCCCGUCCGAGGCCAAGCUGCUCCGCAAACUAGAGGCUCAGGAAAUCGCCCGGCAGGCGGCGCAGAUGAAGCUGAUGAGGAAGCUGGAGAAGCAGGCGCUCGCUCGAGCGGCUAAAGAAGCUCGAAAACAGCAAGCCAUCAUGGCUGCGGAGGAGAGGAGGAAACAGAAGGAGCAAAUCAAGAUCCUCAAACAGCAGGAAAAGAUAAAGCGCAUUCAGCAAAUCCGGAUGGAGAAGGAGCUCCGCGCGCAGCAGAUUCUCGAGGCAAAGAGGAAAAAGCGAGAGGAGGCUGCCAAUGCCAAAAUCUUGGAGGCGGAGAAGCGUUUAAAGGAAAGAGAGAUGAGACGGCAGCAGGCUGUUAUACUAAAGCACCAGGAGUUGGAGAGGCAUAGACUAGAUAUGGUAUGGGAGCGAGAGAGGAGGAGGCAGCACGUAAUGCUGAUGAAGGCUGUGGAAGCUCGCAAAAAAGCAGAGGAGCGUGAACGCCUCAAGCAGGAGAAGCGAGACGAAAAGCGCCUCAACAAGGAGCGCAAGUUGGAGCUGCGCCGUCUCGAGCUGGAAAUGCUGCGAGAGAUGAGGAGGCCCAACGAGGACAUGUGCUUAACUGAUCACAAGCCUUUGCCGGAGUUGUCCCGUAUCUCGGGGCUGGUGCUCCCGGGUCAGGUGUUCUCCGACUGCCUGAUGGUGGUGCAGUUCCUGCGCAGUUUCGGGAGGGUGCUGGGCCUGGACCAGAGCGAGAUCCCCACGCUGGGCGUGCUGCAGGAGGGGCUCCUCAACCUGGGCAACAGCAUGGGGCAGGUGCAGGACCUGCUGGUGCGUAUGCUCUCCUCGGCCGUCUGUGACCCCGGACUGCCUCCAGGACACAGGGCCAAGUCCAUCCUGGGUGAUCACCUGACCAACGUGGGUCUGAACCGGGACAACGUGUCGGAGGUGCUGCAGCAGUACAUGGAGGCGCACUGCGCUCAGACCGAGCUGGCCGACAUGUCCCUGAGCCUGAAGACCAAGGCCUUCCAAGCACACACGCCCGCGCAGAAAGCCUCGGUGCUCGCCUUCCUGGUCAACGAGCUGGCUUGUAGCAAGAGUGUGGUCAGUGAGAUUGACAAGAGCCUGGACCAAAUGAACGUCCUGAGGAAGGACGAAUGUAUCGUGGAAGGAAAGCUCAAAAAGUUAAAGAACGUUCACGCGAAGCGCACAGGGAAACGCGAAGCCGCCGGAGCAGACGAGCCUCACGUUACGGGAACGCCAAGCGCCGGACACAAGCGCAAGCGAAAGGCCGGCGACAGCGACGACGACGAGGAUGAAGACGAAGACAGCGACGAGGCGGUAGACGACGAGGAUGAGGACGAGGAAGAAGAGGUGAAGAAGGCGAGGAAAGUGGAGACGUGCGACGAGGAUGAAGGAGAUCAAUCCACCAGCGUAGAAGAGCUAGAGAAACAGAUCGACAAAUUAACUAAGCAGCAGAAUCUGAUCAGACGGAAGCUUUUCGAGUCGUCUCACGCUCUGCGCUCCAUGAGCUACGGGCAGGAUCGGUACCGCCGCCGCUUCUGGGUCCUCCCGCAGGGCGGAGGGGUCUUCGUCGAGGGCAUGGAGAGUGGAGAAGGUCCCGAGGAGCUUGAGAAGGAGCUCGAGAGGCUCCGCAACUUUGAGCCGGUGAGGAUCAAGGAGGAGCCGCAGGAAGACGAGGAGGAGGAAGAAGAGGCGCAAGGCGAGGAAGAUGCACAGCAGCAGCAGCAGCCGGACGCGCAGGCGCAGGUAAAGCAGGAGGAGGAGCAGCACUCCGAAAAGGAAGUGAAAGAGGAAGACGAGAAGCCCUGCUCGCCCCCGAGCAAGCUCCCGGAGCAGGACGGAAAGCUGUUAGACUCCACCUCCCGCUCUCUCAAGGAGCCCUCCCCGAACCCGCCCGGUGACCUCGCGUCUCUGUGCCGUAGCCCCGACGGCAGCGGGACGGCUGUCGCCGCAACGACCGCAUCAGCAUCAUCUCCAACUCAUUCUACCUCCAAGCCUACAGUACUGUGCAGCACUCCUGCGGACUCCGUACCUCUCGUCGCUCAGUUUGGUGCUCCUCUCCCGCAGUUCGGCGUCCCCCUGUCCCUGCAGCACCAUCAGCACCUCCUGGCGAAUGACCAGCUUCUGCGCGUUUUAACGGAGCGCAGCGGCCACUGGUUCAGCCUCCUGCCUCGUUCUCCGUGUGACGACUCGUCCCUCGUGCAACCCACCGCCCCGCUGCGGACCUCUGCCCAGCCCAGGAGCCCUCCCGCUCCGUCCUGCUCUCCUCACCAACACCUCCAACCUCCGUCUGCCUCCAGCAGCCCUCUCAAUGCUGCUCACGACGGUCUGGGAAACCUCACCGUCUCCCCUAUGCAGGUAAAACCCGGCGGUGCUCUGCUGCCUUUGCCCAUGUGCGGGUGGUCAGGUGGGGUGAUCAGCCCUAAUCUGCCCAUGUGCAGCAGCCCUAUGCCCCUUUGCCCGCUCACUGAGGGCAGCGCCAGCCCACUGCUGGCCCCCAGUGUCUCCACCAGCAAGAGCGGAUCUCCAGCGCCCCCUGGGGACAAACCGCCCUCUGCACCCUCACCUGCUAUAGAUCUGCCACGAAACCACGACCAGCCACAACCACAGCCCAUUCCAGAAGACAUGCUGAUGGGCUGGUGGAAGAUUUCGGACAUGGAGGAACUGCAGGCGCUGAUGAAGACGCUCCACAGCAGGGGCAUCAGAGAGAGAGCGCUGCACAAACAGCUCCAAAAGUCCAUCGAGCUCAUCUCACAGACCUGCAACAAGAACAAAGAGGUAGCUGUGAUGGAGGUCUCGGAGCUGGACGAGGGCCAGGUCUCUGUGGAGACGCUACAGGAAUGGUGUGUGGAGGAGCAGGCCAUGGAGACGGACAUCGCCUUACUGCAGCAGGUGGAGGAGCUUGAACGCAGGGUCACUUCAGCCAGCCUGCAAGUCAAGGGCUGGAUGCACCCGGAGCCCCAGUCGGAGAGGGAGGACCUGCUGUAUUACGAGCACAAUCCCUUUCCCAAGGCCUGCCCGGGGGCGGAGUCACAGGAGGAGCGGAGCUCUGAGAAAGGCGUGAGGCGGCAACCCAGCAACCCGCUGGACAUCGCCGUGAUGCGCCUGGCCGAGCUGGAGCGCCACAUCGAGAGAAGGUACCUGCGGAGCCCCUUAGGGACAACCAUCCAGAUCAGGCUGGAUAAUGUGGGGACGGUCACUGUGCCCGCCCCCGCGCCAUCCACUAGCGCUGGAGGGGAAGGGGGUGAGGAAGAGAUCGCUCCGGGGAUGAAGAUGUGGAGGAAGGCUCUGAGUGAGGUGAGGAACUCGUCGCAGCUGGCCAUGUGCCUGCAACAGCUGCAGAAGUCCAUCGCCUGGGAGAGAUCUAUCAUGAAAGUGUACUGCCAGAUCUGCCGUAAAGGGGAUAAUGAGGACUUACUGCUGCUGUGCGAUGGCUGUGAUAAGGGCUGUCACACCUACUGCCACAAGCCCAAGAUCAACGCCAUCCCUGAGGGAGACUGGUACUGCCCUGCCUGCAUCUCCAAGGCGAGCAACCAGUCUCCUAAGAACAAGAAGCCUCAGAGUCGCGUGCAGUCCGGCGCGGGGAGCAAGAAAGCCUCGGAGACGGCGAAGAAGAACAAGAAGCAGCAGGAGGCGUGCGAGGAAGACGAGGCAGGUGGAGGCGGUAGCGGCAGCACCAGCAACAGCAGCCCAAAGAAAACGGGCGCGGCUUCCGGCCAGGCGAAAAAGAGCUCGUCCGCGCCUCCCGCUCCCAAACCCGAGAGCCCGGCCUGCGUGAAACGAGCCAAAACAGCCAGGGACAACAACCGCGACCUGGGCCUCUGCAGGAUUCUCCUGGCUGAACUGGAGCGCCAUCAGGAUGCCUGGCCCUUCCUCACGCCCGUCAACCUCAAGUCUGUCCCCGGGUACCGCAAAGUCAUCAAGAAGCCCAUGGACUUCUCCACCAUCCGCGAGAAGCUCGUCAGCAGCCAAUACCAGAACCUCGAGACGUUCAUCAUUGACGUCAACCUGGUGUUCGACAACUGCGAGAAGUUCAACGAGGACAACUCAGACAUCGGCCGCGCGGGACACAACAUGAGGAGGUUCUUCGAGAAGAGGUGGACCGAGCUCCUGAAGCAGACAAACUGAUCCACUUGAGGGUUUUUUUUCCCGAUCACCUCGAGCGUGAAGUUUGGAUCAGAACCGCCCAAACAUUUUUUUUUCUUUCCCAGCAAAGCAAAGCGCCGUUCUCUAACCUGAACAUGUCACACCUUCACCUAAAUCCACACACACACACACACACAUAUCCCUGUAUACACACACAACACCCCAAAGAGACACAGGACAGAGAGGGUGUCUUUGUGCAAUAUCAUUUCCUUGUAGAAAAGAGUAAUCGCACUGAAACCGUCUUCAACCGUCAGAGCUGUAUCUAGGAGAAAAAAGAAAAAAAACAAAAAAAAGAAGAAAAAAAAACACUUUCCACUACCUGUAAAUAUAAUUUUUUUUCUCCUGUUGUCUGUUUUUUUUUUUUUUACUUUAUCGUUAAUAUUAUAGUGAAUGUAUUUAAUUUUUUUAAAUGAUUAUUUAUGACUUUAACAAAAAAAAAGGUCCAAUCUUCAUUUUCUAUGAAAAGGAAGAAACAGUGCAAACUGCUUUAAAAAGAAAAAAAAAAAAAGUCAAAAAGAAUGUUUAUUUGUACGUGUGUAUUUUUUUAUUUUAUUUUAUUUUUAAAUAGUUUUUCUCUCCAAAUAUGAAACAAAGCCAAGAAAAAGAAAAGGAACCUGUUUACACCGCUCCGGGCCGUCCUGCGUCGGAGAUUUAUCCCCCCUCACACACACACACACACCAACAUACACACCAUUCCCUGGAUGAGCAGUGCUGUGCCCCCGCCCCCUCACCCUCCGACACACAAUGCAAAAAAAAAAAAAAAAAAAGACAAAAAACACGUGUACAUAUACUGUCUGUUCAUAUCGAUAUAUAUAUAUAUAUAUAUAUAUAUAUGUAUAUGUAUAUAUAUAUGUAUAUAUAUAUAUAUCGAGUCUUGUUUGGAAUGAUGUGUACAUAUGGUUUCAGACAUUGGAUAUUGUUCAUGCCUUAGACCGAUUGUAGCAUUUAUUUUUAGUCUUAAAGUGACAAUUAUUAUUAUUAUUAUUAUUGACACAUUUAUUGGUUGUACAGUAUACAAAUAUCUUCUACAAACACUGUGGUCUCCUUAAUCUUGGUAGUGCCUGCCCUUCUGAACAGGGUGUAGGGAAGUAUUUUUUGUUUGUUUUUCUGUUGUUGUUCUUUUGUUUUGUUUUUACGAUUGUUUUUAAAAACAAAGAGAAAGAAAGAAAGAAAGAAACACCCCCUGGCUUCCUCCGUACACUGGCAUAUAUACUGUACAACACAAGUGUGUAUCCCCAUGUGAGAACCUUUUGGGAGUAGGCUCCAGGGACGAUCACACACACACACACACACACACACACACACACACACAAACAAAUAUAUACACACACUCACACAUGCAGCAGGGUUUUGGUAACCACUAUGGCCACGUCUCAAACCGCAGAGUGGCUUUGUCCUGAAUCGUGUCAUUCUGUACAGCGGUACGCCAAAACGCUGCAUGUUGGUUUAAUAACCUCCUGCUUAAGCGGGAUAGAGUGUGGUUUGGGACGCAGCCCAUGUCUGAGUCUCCUUGUCCUCGUCCUCCUCCUCCCCCUCCUCCUCUUGCUCUUCUUCCUCGUCCUUCAACGUCCCCGUGAGUCUUGGCCACUGGAGGCAGCUAGAACACAGUUUUUUUGUACCCGAGUCAGAGUACUUGAAGUUAUUUUAUUUAAAGCUGUUGUGGGAAACAAAAUGGUAGCGUUCUUUUUGUAGGAGCAUUAUUUUUCACUAGUGCGUAUGUGCAUGUGUGUGUGUGCGUGUGUAUGCCUGUGUACGCAUAUGCGUGCGUGACUGCAAGAAGUGUGAGUGAGUAAGUGAGUGUGUGUAUGUGUGUGUGUGUGUGGCACGGACCUAUUAAAAGGAUGUUUUUAAAGUCA
Clarias gariepinus (North African catfish) is the source of this 9295-nucleotide messenger RNA. It is a transcript of the gene baz2ba, whose product is annotated as bromodomain adjacent to zinc finger domain, 2Ba. The transcript has 38 exons. The record is from RefSeq and is a predicted model, not a curated record. The coding region runs from base 546 to 7421 and encodes 2291 amino acids. Gene Ontology annotation, molecular function: DNA binding; protein binding. NCBI's taxonomy places the organism in Eukaryota, Metazoa, Chordata, Actinopteri, Siluriformes, Clariidae.